Messenger RNA from Tachyglossus aculeatus (Australian echidna), 2038 nucleotides. It is a transcript of the gene RAN, whose product is annotated as RAN, member RAS oncogene family. Gene Ontology annotation, molecular function: GTP binding; GTPase activity. Gene Ontology annotation, cellular component: cytoplasm; nucleus. Gene Ontology annotation, biological process: protein import into nucleus; ribosomal subunit export from nucleus. Bases 151 to 801 code for a protein of 216 amino acids. The transcript is spliced from 7 exons. Lineage: Eukaryota; Metazoa; Chordata; Mammalia; Monotremata; Tachyglossidae. The record is from RefSeq and is a predicted model, not a curated record.
CCUCCGUCCCGCCCCCCCCGCCCUGCGCGCGCGCGGCGGCGUCCUCCUCCUCCUCCUCCUCGUCGUCGUCGUAUUUGAAGCGGGCUUCCGCCAUCUUUCCAUCGCUCCGUGAGGCGGCCGCCCAGACGCUUCUGGAAGGAACCGUCUACCAUGGCUGCUCAAGGAGAGCCCCAAGUGCAGUUUAAGCUUGUGCUGGUUGGCGAUGGGGGUACCGGAAAGACCACGUUUGUAAAGCGCCACUUGACUGGUGAAUUUGAGAAGAAGUAUGUAGCUACUUUGGGUGUGGAGGUUCACCCUCUGGUGUUCCAUACUAACAGAGGGCCUAUCAAAUUCAAUGUGUGGGAUACAGCCGGGCAGGAGAAGUUUGGUGGUCUGAGAGAUGGCUAUUACAUCCAAGCUCAGUGUGCCAUUAUCAUGUUUGAUGUUACUUCAAGAGUUACUUACAAGAACGUACCCAACUGGCACAGAGAUCUGGUACGGGUAUGCGAAAACAUCCCAAUAGUCUUGUGUGGCAACAAAGUGGAUAUCAAGGACAGGAAAGUCAAAGCAAAAUCCAUCGUCUUCCAUCGGAAGAAGAAUCUCCAGUACUAUGAUAUUUCUGCCAAAAGUAACUACAACUUUGAGAAGCCCUUCCUUUGGCUCGCUAGAAAGCUAAUUGGCGAUCCCAAUUUGGAGUUUGUUGCCAUGCCUGCGCUUGCACCACCAGAAGUUGUCAUGGACCCAGCACUGGCGGCACAGUACGAGCAGGACUUACAGAUUGCUCAGACAACCGCUCUCCCCGAUGAAGAUGACGACCUGUGAGGAAUUGAAGCUGGAGCCCAGCGUCAGAAGUCUAGUUUUAUAGGCAACUGUCCUGUGAUGUCAGUGGUGCAGCGUGUUUGCCACUUUAUUAUAUAGCUGAGCAGAACAUGUGCUUAAUCUUUGGGAUGCUGAAGGAGAUGAAUGGGCUUCGGAGUGAAUGUGGCAGUUUAAAAAAAAAAAAAAUAUUCCUUCAUAUUUUGGACCUGCGUAUUUAGCUGUUUUUGGACUGCAAUUACUUUCCCCUUGAGUUUCAACUGUAAGACUGCUGCAGUCACAUCACAAUAUUCUGUGGUGAAUCUUGUUUGUUACUGUCAUUCCCAUUCCUUUUUCGUUUAGAUCAUAAUAAAGUUGUAUUUGAAAUAUCUAAGCAAGUGAACUUUUAUCCAUUACCAGUAUUUUUAAAACUGUCUAGGAUGGUAUGAGAUGUUACACCGUAGUCUUAAAGUACUUUUACAUCCUGUCAUUUCACUUGGUAUAAUUUGAUUUUUCUCAUUCCUAAUAAUCCAGCUGGCGUAUUCUGUACAUCAGAAAACAAAGCUAAUAGCUAAAGGGUGGCUGCUUAAAAGCUGCUCACCUGCCUUCGAGUAGAUGGUGACAGCUUGGCCAAGCCGUUAACUGUGAAAGAACCAACCCCUCUAGCAGUUACUAUGCCAAAAUGAUAUUUCAGAUGCCCAAUAGAUCGCUCCUCUGGAAAGCUGAGCGUUGGAAGGGAGUACAUGAACCGUGUACCCUUUGCCAAUCGGCUGCUAGAAUAAAACUUGGAAUUUUAUGUGACUAUAUCUUGGAUGCUGCUUAACUUGUAUUUUAUUAAUUACCCUGGGAGGCCAAAAAAGGAACGUUUGAGGUGGGAUACCUGGAAAGGGAGUUUUACUUUCGGUGUUCAACCGGGCAGUGGUAACCGAGAAAAUGGCCUUAUUGAACUAUAUUUAAAAAAUACGCAGUUUAAACUUGAGGACGCUAGUCUUGUUUUGGCCUAAACCUAGUCAUUGAAAACUGAAAAAAGAAAAAAAAAAAGCAUUCAAGCUUGCUGUAGUCUUGCAUGAGGUUCAUAAGUAGAUAAAUGAAACUCAAAACUUGCGACUGUGGAUUUGGAAAGCUGUAUGCUAAAUUCGAGUCAAAUGACCCUGACUAUAAUAUGGACCAUUGUAACAUUUUUCAGCAACGCGGUAACCGAAGAUGAAGCCUUGGAACAUCAGUUCUGUACUUUGGGUUCCAGAAUAAAGUGAAACAUUCUUCA